CUCACGUACAGUCUAGUAAAAUGUCAAAGAUGUUCAUCUUUAUGUUGUUGUUGCUGUGUUUAAUAGUUACCAUUGAUGAAGGAGAAGGAUCUUAUUGUAUGGCUAGUACUGGAUAUAAACAUGAACCAUCACUGUAUAUAAGGACAUGCUGUAUCAUUAGUAACUUAGGACAGGCUUUUUCUAUCCAAGAAACUGGCAUAACACAAUAUAUUUUCUGUCCUAAUGAAUACCCAAAGUCUUGUCCAAAAGGUGAUUGUAAGAGCUUGUUUGAGGAUGGUAUUACUACUAGUGGUGUUUAUACUAUUAAUCCUGAUGGAGGGACUCCAUUUGAAGUAUACUGUGAUAUGGAGACUGACGGUGGUGGAUGGACUGUAUUUCAGAGGAGACAAGAUGGAUCUGUUGAUUUCUAUAGGAACUGGACUGACUACGAGAACGGAUUUGGUAACCUUACUGGUGAGUUUUGGUUAGGACUGAGCAAGAUUCAUCGUCUUACUAAAGAAGGAUCAAACACACUAAGAGUGGACCUGGGAGACUUUGAGGGGAACACAAGUUAUGCUAACUACUCUACAUUUAAUGUUGGUAACAGUAGUACUGCAUAUAUACUAACAGUAGAAGACUAUGCUGGUAUUGCUGGGGAUAGCAUGAGGCGUCAUAACAGAAUGAAGUUCACUACAAGAGAUAAUGAUAAUGAUCGCAGGCCAGAUGAUAACUGUGCUCAGGCCUAUAUUGGUGCCUGGUGGUAUAAUAAUUGCUAUCGUUCAAAUCUUAAUGGACUUUAUUUCAAUACUUCAACUAAUAAUACUGAAGGAAUUGUUUGGGUCAAUUGGACAAAUGGACACAGUACUCUCAAGUUCACAGAGAUGAAAACUCGUUCUAACAAUUAAAUACUGUCCCCCACACACAUAAGUGUGUUUAC
Amphimedon queenslandica is the source of this 916-nucleotide messenger RNA. Its product is annotated as fibrinogen C domain-containing protein 1-A-like. The record is from RefSeq and is a predicted model, not a curated record. Lineage: Eukaryota; Metazoa; Porifera; Demospongiae; Haplosclerida; Niphatidae. The coding region runs from base 21 to 884 and encodes 287 amino acids. The transcript has 3 exons.